Messenger RNA from Oncorhynchus masou masou (cherry salmon), 4329 nucleotides. Its product is annotated as caveolin-1-like. The record is from RefSeq and is a predicted model, not a curated record. The coding region runs from base 163 to 711 and encodes 182 amino acids. Gene Ontology annotation, molecular function: transmembrane transporter binding; protein kinase binding; molecular adaptor activity. NCBI's taxonomy places the organism in Eukaryota, Metazoa, Chordata, Actinopteri, Salmoniformes, Salmonidae. The transcript has 3 exons. Gene Ontology annotation, biological process: cell differentiation; caveola assembly; regulation of cytosolic calcium ion concentration. Gene Ontology annotation, cellular component: Golgi apparatus; cytoplasmic vesicle; caveola.
GUAAAGAUAAGGCGACAGGAUUUGGUAAUAUCCCCGGAGGAGCCCUCCAAGUCGUCACCAUAUUCCACACGCCUCCUGUUAUUGCUUUACUUCCUCUGUUAAACUGGUAUUGUCUCGCUUCAACGACACACUGGACUGUUCGCACUUCAGGCGCGGGACAGCAUGACUGGUGGACUCAAGGACGGUGAAACUGACGAGGGAUUUCUGCACUCUCAGUUCAUCAGGAAACAAGGGAACAUAUACAAACCAAAUAACAGAGAGAUGGAUAACGACAGUAUGAGCGGGAUGAAGACGAUGCAGGACGUCCACACGAAAGAGAUCGACCUGGUGAACCGAGACCCCAAAUACUUAAACGACGACGUUGUCAAGGUGGAGUUCGAGGAUGUGAUCGCGGAGCCUCCAGGGACAUACAGCUUCGACGGCGUGUGGAAGGCCAGCUUCACCACCUUCACGGUGACCAAGUACUGGUGCUACCGUCUCCUUACCGCCCUGGUGGGAAUCCCGCUGGCGCUGGUCUGGGGCAUCUUCUUCGCCAUCCUGUCCUUCAUCCACAUCUGGGCGGUGGUGCCGUGCAUCAAGAGCUAUCUGAUCGAGAUCCACUGUGUCAGCCGUGUUUACUCCAUCUGCAUCCACACCUUCUGCGAUCCUCUGUUUGAAGCCAUGGGCAAGUGCUUCAGCAGCGUCCGCAUCAGCACCACCAAGGGGGUGUAGAAGAAGAGGAGGAAGAAGAGGAGAAUUAAUGGAGGAUGUGGGGAGGAUGGUGGGAAUGAGGUGAGGGCUGGAAACCAUAACAGAUUUUAAAGGGAGAGAAGACACCUGAAGAAACUGAAAGAAAAGAGAGGGAGCAACCUUUUUUGAUCAAAGAAGAGGGUGAGACAUUUCUAGAGCUGUGGGCGGGAUGUUGGCGGUGAGGGGGCGGAGACACAGAGAGUUCCUUGCCCCGCCUCUCUUUCUCGGUCUCCCUCGACGACUAUCGUUUCUCUCUCCAGUGCUGGUUUAACCAACAGGGGCACAUGAUUAUGUCAAGUCAUUCCUUGGGGUAUUUGUUUAUAUUUUUAAUUUUGUUUUUUGUUAGUGUUGUUUAUCAUUGCAGGAGCACCACCACGCUAGCCACCCCCACUCCAUUAUUCCUAACAUUAUUCCGAAAUGUUGUGUGAUCCUCUCUCUGAUUACAGCUUGUUGAAUGAAGGGGAUGAUUGGUUGAAUUAUUGAUUGAUUGAUUAGUUAGUUAAUUGAUUGAUAGGCCUAUAUGAUGGAUUUUAGUGUCCUCUCUGCUGGGUUUGUGUUCCUAUUUUUGGGAGGGUAAUGCUUUGAGUGCGGGGGAAGGGAUAUCCCUGUGCCUGUCCCAUUGCGUUGUUUGGAGAGAGUUGACAAAUCCCACCUGACACAGCACAAAAUCCUAGAGCCAAAACCCUCUCAACACCCCUCUCUCAGUCCCACUACCCCCCCACCUGACCCCCUCACACACCCUCCACCCCGCUAUGCCUGCCAUGACUCCGAGUCUGAAACACUGAACCUGCCCUUGUUUCUGCAUGCACCACCACCUCUGCAAAGCCACCGAGCCAACCAACACGCCGCUGUCAGUCUGCAUGUCCUGACAGACAGACAGGCAGGCAGACACCCGGGUAUAAGACAACCACCUGAUGACAUCAUAAUCACUCUCUCCAUCAACACUUGUUUUGUUCCAGCUCCAAUCCAAGCAAGAGAGAUGAAAUUUUAUGACAACAACCAAGUCUACGAACGGAACAGCCUUCAUGGUAUAUACCAUUUUUCUAUGUGACCGAGGAUGUUUUUUCAUGUUUGCCUUUGAAUCUCAAAAAAAUAUAACUUGAAGUUUGUUUCAUUACAUUCACACCUGUGGGAUCUUCUUUUAAAAUCAUGUGAGGUCUCUUCUCUGUAGAGGGAGGGUUGAACUUUCAAUGUUGAUGUGCAUUUGCUGUAGCCGUAGCUAAAUAACCAUGCUUUAUCUACACUUUAUGAAGAACUUUUUGUUUUGAGCUUUGUUUGCCCAAUUGUCUUUUAAAUAUAUAUAUUUUUUUUUUACUCCACUGUGAGUUUUGAGUUUAUUCCCUGAUUGAAUAGUAUGGUCUGGUGUAGACUUCUGCUUAUUGACUGUCGUCCACAGGAGGCUGCUGAGGCGAGGACAGCUCAUAAUGGCUGUAUGUGUUCGAUACCAUUUCAUCCGUUCCAGCCAUUACUAUGAGCCCGUCCUCCCUAACUAAAGUGCCACCAGCCACCUGUGCCACAGCUCCAACCAAGGACUAUCAGCUAAUACAGUGCUCUCAGAAAGUGGUCAGACCUCUUCACUUUUUCCACAUUUUGUUACAUUACAGCAUUAUUCUAAAAUUGAUUAAAUUAUUUUUUUAAACUCAUCAAUCAUCAGAAUGUCCUCAUCAAUCUACACACAAUACCCCAUAAGGACAAAGCGAAAACAGGUUGUUUGAAUUUUUUUGCAAAUGUAUUAAAAAUAAAAAACUGAAAUACCUUAUUUAUAUAAGUAUUCAGACCCUUUGCUAUGAGACUCUAAAUUGAGAUCAGGUGCAUCCUGUUUCCAUUGAUCAUCCUUGAGAUGUUUCUACAAAUUGGAGUCCAUCUGUGGUAAAUUCAAUUGAUUGGACAUGAUUUGGAAAGGCACACACCUGUCUAUAUAAAGGUCCCACAGUUGACAGUGCAUGUCAGAGCAAAACCAAGCCACGAGGUUGAAGGAAUUGUCCUUAGAGCUCCGACACAGGAUUGUGUCGAGGCACAGAUCUGGGGAAGGGUACCAAAACAUUUCUACAGUAUUGAAGGUCACCAAGAACACAGUGACCUCCAUCAUUCUUAAAUGGAAGAAGUUUGGAACCACCAAGACUCUUCCUAGAGCUGGCCGCCCAACCAAACUGAGCAAUCGGGGGAGAAGGGUCUUGGUAAGCAAGGUGAGCAAGAACCCAAUCGUCACUCUGACAGAGCUCCAGAAUUCCACUGUGGAGAUGGGAGAACCUUCCAGAAGGACAACUUUGCAGCACUCCACCUAUCAUGCCUUUAUGGUAGAGUGGCCAGACAGAAGCCACUCAGUAAAAGGCACAUGACUGCCCUCUAGGAGUUUGCCAAAAGGCACCUAAAUACUCUCAGACCACGAGAAACAAGAUUCUCAAGCGUCAUUUCUGGAGGAAACCUGGCGCCAUCCCUACGGUGAAGCAUGGUUGUGGUAGCAUCAUGCUAUGGGGCUGUUUUUCAGCAACAGAGACUGGGAGACUAGUCAGGAUUGAUGAAAAGAUGAACGGAGCCACGUACAGAGAGAUCCUUGAUGAAAUCCUGAUCCAGAGCGCUCAGGACCGCAGACUGGGGCGAAGGUUCAUCUUCCAACUGGAGAAUGACCCUAAGCACACAUUCAAGACAAUGCAGAAGUGACUUUGGGACAAGUCUCUGAAUGUCCUUGAGUGGCCCAGCCAGAGCUGCUUCUAGUACCCAAACGAACAUCCCUGGAGAGACGCUCCCCAUCCAACCUGACAGAUCUUGAGGAUCUGCAGAGAAGAAUGGGAGGAUCUCCCCAAAUACAGGUGUGCCGAGCUUGUAGCGGCAUACCCAAGAAAAUUCGACACUGUAAUCACUGCCAAAGGUGCUUCAACAAAGAUCUGAGUAAGGUGUCUGAAUACUUAUGUGAAUGUGAAAAUUCAUUUUUUUUUUUAAUUAGCAAACAUUUAAAGAAAAAAAAUGUUUUUGAGGGGAAAAACUAUUUAAUAAAUCUUAUAAUAAGCUGUAACAAUAACAAAAUGUGGAAAAAGUCAAGUGGUCUGAAUACUUUCCGAAUGCACUGUAGGUCUCCCAACCCUGAAAUCACUGCUGUUUGAUAGCGAAUGGGGGCAUGUUUUUUAAUAUACUGACAUGAAGCACACUUUGUCUGCGUCCCAAAUGCCCCCUAUAUAGUGCAUUAUAUAAGGAAUACCUGCUCUCUGUGAGGAUGGUAAAUAUUAGCACGUUGCUUGAUUGAAUGAAAAAGGUCAUAUGUAUUUUUAUAUUAAAAUGACAUUUUCCUUCCCUUGCUUUUACUGUACAAUCUCACGUCACUGUGCACAUUAAAAUGUAAUAUAAUCCCAUCUGCUAGUGAUGCUUGCUUGUUAGGUUUGUUUUGUUUUGUUUUGUUUUGGUUUGUAAAUCUGUCUCUCAUUGAGGAGAGGUGAAUUUUUGUCAUAUGACUCUGACCUUCGUUUGUCCAUAGAUAGAAUGUGAUAUUUAGACUACAUUGUGCAAAUACACCUACACUACCGUUCAAAAGUUGUGUCACGUAGAAAUGUUCUUGUUUUUGAAAGAAAAGCACAUUCUUUUGUCCAUUAAAAUAACAUAACAUUU